Messenger RNA from Papilio machaon (common yellow swallowtail), 424 nucleotides. RefSeq names its product neuropeptide-like protein 31. The coding region runs from base 74 to 409 and encodes 111 amino acids. The record is from RefSeq and is a predicted model, not a curated record. The transcript has 2 exons. NCBI's taxonomy places the organism in Eukaryota, Metazoa, Arthropoda, Insecta, Lepidoptera, Papilionidae.
AUAAAUACUUAAACGAAGUUUAAAUUUAAUUUGAUCAGUAUCCACAGAACGGUGUUAAAAGGAUAUUAUCAAAAUGGCAAUUUCAAAUACGAGUCUUGUCCUAAUCCUCAUCGUAACUCUCGUGACAAUUGUCACUGGUCAUAACAGCUUUAAUUAUGGCGGAGGCUAUAGUAACCUUGGAGGGUAUAACGGAGGAUACGGUUACGAUCAAGGUUACGGGGGCUACGGACUGAGCGGCUAUGGCGGACAUGGUGGUUAUGGUCACGGACAUGGACACAGUGGCUAUGGACAAAACGGUUAUGGCGGAUACGGCAGUUACGGACACAGUGGAUACGGUCAACACGGCUUUGGACAUGGAGGACAUGGACAAAGCAGUUACGGUUCAUUUGGCGGAUAUUUUAGACGUUAAGAAGUCCUAAUUUAU